Molecule: messenger RNA, 1793 nt
Organism: Linum tenue
Lineage: Eukaryota; Viridiplantae; Streptophyta; Magnoliopsida; Malpighiales; Linaceae
Source: the annotation of a GenBank genome assembly
GGAAGUUUCGUGAACCCGAAGACAGGAGCAAGAAACAACAGAAGCAAACCCAAUAACAAACCCGAGCCCAUUUCUCUUCUCCGCUCCAAAGUCCAACCUCCAUUCUCUUCUUCACCUUCGCUAGUACUCUUCCUUCUCCGGCCAACUCAUUUCCGAGAAAUCCUUCUCAUUUCCACGAAGAAAUUCAUUCCCCUCCCUGCGAAUUCGAUCGAAUUCUCGUCCCCGGGAAAAAUUCCGAACUCGGCGAAGCUUAAAUCGGUGAUCAAUCACUUUCCACAUACGCCAUCUGCGUGCGCCUUCAAGAUUAGGUAACUCACAUAAGAACCAGCUCUUAGUGUUCGCGAGGGAACAUCACGCGGCUCUGAAAUAGACUGGAAGAAACAAAACCCUAGCUGAGAAUCGCGCAAUCUGCUAAUAAACAAUAGCAAGGGGGAAGGGAAGGAAAAGGAAUCCCCAUAGUAUAAUCAUCUCACGUGUGUGUGUGUGUCAGUUGCUUUUGGUUUUUGUUCUCUACCUAGUAGUAUAGUAGUAGAUCUGGAAAAUGGCAAUGAUCAUCAGCGACGCACUGCGGCAAGCGUUCAUGCCGAAACGCGAGUACGAGAGCUUGCGGGAGGAAGAGAAGGCAUGGUCGAGGCUACAGAGGCCUUUCUUGAUCUCCGCCGUUUCCUUAAUCUGCCUUGCCAUCCUUGUCUGCACGGUUAUUAGCUUGAAGAUUGUCUUCCCCGCCGAUGGCUACCGGCGGCCGUUUUGCAGUGACCGGAGGCUCUUGCCUCUGCCCAUGAAAGGAGGGCGGGAAUCUGAUCUGUUUCCCGGUGCGUUUUAUCUCACGGAUCAGGAGAUUGCCGACUAUUACUGGAUGGUGCUCUUCAUUCCAUCGCUCAUCAUUUUCUUGACCUCGUUUGCUUAUCUUGCCGCAGGGAUUGCUGUUGCUUAUACUGCUCCAACAAGACAUAGUUGCUUAAAGGUGGUGGAAAACAAUUACUGUGCUUCCAGAAGAGGUGGGGUCCGCUGCCUUUCCAUCUUAAACGCCAUCUUCGCCACCACCUUUGGUCUUCUCGCUUUAUUCCUCGGUUCAACCCUCUUAACCCUAGGGAGUAGCUGCUCCGUAACUUUGUUCUGGUGCUACGAGAUUGCUGCGUGGGGGUUAGUUAUUCUAUACGGGGGAACUGCAUUUUUCCUGAGAAGAAAAGCUGCAGUAAUCAUUGAUGAGGGCGAUCAGGGUAGUAGAAACCUCGGCCUGGAAAUGCUGGAAGCAAACACCUUGGCCGUGGCGGUUACCCCAGAGGUCGAAAGACGAGUUAGUGAAGGUUUUAAGUCUUGGAUGGGUUCAUCUCUGCUAUCUUCUGACGAUGAGGACGAACCAGACACUUUUCUAGAAGCCCCUCACCUGUCAAAUGCAUCUGCAAACAGGCAGAGGGUAUAGUGGUUGGUGAAACCAGGUUUGAUUAGUGUAUACAGCUGAUGAUACCAAAAGCAAAAAGAGGAGGGAAACCCAGUUCGCGGUUUUGAGACGUGCACUUUACCAGUUAGGAGUUUAGCUCGGUGGUCGUUGUAAACUGUAAAUGACAUGACUACUGAAUCUGGCAGCCUGACUUGGACUGCAAAUGGCCUAAUGAGGAACAGUCUUUGUCUGGAUUUUGUAAGCACGAUUAAUACCCUUUGGUUUUUCUUUCCGCACAUAUUCAUUGAUGAAGUUCAAAAUUUCUGUAGGAGCCUGCUCUGUGCGAUGCCAAUGUUCAAUACUCAAUAGUCAAUACUCAAUUAUUAUAUAAGUAAGUACCAUUUCAGGCCUU